AGCUAUGCCCAAUGCCCAUCAAAUGCCCGGCCCCGGCCAUAGAUGCUAUGUGAUGCUAUGCCAUUGGCGUAAAUAACAACAUUUGUAAACAAAUUAUUUACGUUUAAGUUUUGUGAAUUUAAAAAUAAUUUACGAGUACCAUUAGUUUUAAUGGAAUGUGUUAGUGAGCCUUUAACAUUCUAAGUUUAAACUAAGCUUUUUCAAGAAUGGGUUGCACUCAGAGUGAAAUUUCUCCUCAGAAUGAAACGCCCAGAAAAGGAUGCACGGAUAUUUUAUGGCUUAUUAUAUACGUUGUUUUUUGGAUUGCUAUGAUAAUAAUUGCUGCUAUUUCAUUUGUGUAUGGAAACCCACAAAGACUUGUGAAUGGAUAUGAUUCUUUUGGGAAUACAUGUGGGGUCAAAAGUAAUCAGAAAUUAAUGAACACAUCAUUAGCUGGUAUCAGUACAGUUGAUAAGAGCUACUUGUUUUUUAUGGAUGUUAAGCAUUUACGCAAAUCACUGAAAAUUUGUGUGAAGAAAUGUCCAAAUAGAAAAUUGGAUACUUUGACUGAUUUGCAAAACUUUUAUAAGGAAACUGGAUCAAAUUUAUGUCAAUAUGAUAUUGAUCUAAACAACCCCAAAAACACUAAUGGGCUACAUAAUUUUUAUGGUCCAUGCCCUGUGCUACCUGUUUACGACUCAUUUCCUCUUUUAAAUAGAUGUUUCCCAAAAUCAGCUAAAGAUUUGGCUAAGAAGGUAUUCACGGACUUCAAUGAUUUGCUCAAUAGCUGGGAUACAAUUGAACAAAGUCUAUCUGAUUUGUAUAAUUCUUGGAAAGAGAUGAUAAUAUGUGUUAUAAUAGCAUUCAUUUGCUCUUUAAUAAUGGUGUCUAUUCUACACCUACUGGCAACACUUGUUUCUUGGAUAUUCAUGAUUGUGGUAUCAAUUGCGAGUGUGGCAGGAACAGCAUUGCUGUGGUAUACAUAUCAUGAACUUAGAACAAAACAAAAAGACUUUUCUGAGUCAUCUGUGUUCUUAGCAGAAUCAUUUAAAAAUGAAAAAGCCUUCCUAUGGUACUCCAUUAUUGCCACAGUUAUAACAGUAAUAUUGCUUCUGUUGGUAUGGGUGAUGCGUUCCCGCGUUUCGUUCCUGGCUGCGUUGUUCAGAGAGACCGCUCAUUGUCUGGGCUCCAUUCCAGCACUGUUCCUCCAGCCGAUAAUCACCUUCUUCUUCCUCGUUCUUUUCUUCACGUUUUGGUGUACUGUUGUGGUGUGUCUUGCGACGGCUAAUUACCCCGGCAUCCCGUACAAGAGCAACUUCUUCAUCAACGCUAGCACCGAACCCGAUCAGAACAACCCAGCACAACUAGGACAGAACCCUGAUGAUAGCCGCGCUUAUAAAAAUCGUAUCGAGUUCGACCCGAUGUGGGUGCAGAGUAUGUGGUGGAUGUGUCUCAUCUGCCUGGUGUGGGGAAGCGAGUUCAUCCUUGGCUGUCAGCAGAUGACUAUCGCGGGAGCUGUCUCGCAUUGGUACUUCAGAGGUCAAAACGCCCAUUCGUCGCCAGUUCUGUAUUCGAUUGGUAAACUCCUGAAGUACCAUCUCGGUUCAGUUGCGAAGGGAUCAUUCUUGAUAACGCUGUUCAAAAUACCUCGGCUGAUUCUCACCUAUCUGCAUGCAAAAUUGUCAGCGAGGGCUGAAAAGGGAUCGGACUGCGCGAAAUGCGGCCUUAAAUGUGGUAUUUGCUGUUUUUACUGCUUGGAGAAGUUUAUACGAUACCUCAACCAUAACGCUUACACUAUCAUAACGAUUGAGAGAUGUCAUUUCUGCAAGGCUGCUGCUAAGGCGUUCAGUGUAAUAGUAAACAACGCUCUCCAAGUGGUGACGAUCAACAGUGUGGGCGAUUUCAUAUUGUUCCUGGGCAAGUGUAUAGUGACAGCGGUGACGGGCAUCAUUGGACUGCUGCUGCUGAAGAGGAACUCGGACUUGCAUUUCUUCGCCGUGCCCACGCUCGUUAUAUGUGUGUUCGCAUUCUUCAUUGCUCACUGCAUACUAUCGCUGUAUGAGAUGGUGGUUGAUUCUCUGUUCCUGUGCGUGUGCGAAGACCGCAAUAUGAACGGUGACGAGGGACGCUGGAAGAACUCACGCCUGGCGGAGCUGGGCGGACACAAGGCACGUGGAAACGAACAAGAUGGCGCCGAACUGCAGGAUCUUAAUGAAAAGUACUGAUGUCAUAAUCAUUUCCUGUAUGGAAAGAAAAUUAACAAUCCAAGUAUUUACGAAUCUCUAAACGUUUUACACUAUUUUUUAUACUCUUGCUUAUGUGUUGUAACUUUAUUUUGAUGGCUAUGUAAUCAUUUAUUCGAAGUACAUUUUUUACAUUGUGAUAAGUCUUAUUAGGAUAAGGGAAAUCGUUUUUUUUUACAGUUUACAGUAUUUAAGUUGGUAUCAAAAAACUUUUGAAUAUUAUUUAAGUAAUGUACCUCAGCCUAAUAAUAAGAAUAUUUCACAUUUUCUUCCUCAGUUUUUUUACAAUAAACACCCAAUUCCAUUAGGAUUAAAUACAUUAUUAAUAACCUCAAUACACAAUGUGUAUGUUUUAAUGUUUAAAGCCAGCAUAGGUGGCAUGAUUACUUCCAAAAAUAACUUAUUUAAUAUUUGUAUUACAAAGUUAAUAAAAUAUUUUUGCAGAAGUAAACCACCUAAUGCUUUAGUCAUAGUGUAAUCUUUUAUUCAGUACAACUUGAGUCAUAAAAUGCACAGCAAUCACUAAGACUGAUCGUUUUUAUAUUGUUUAUUUGACGUAAGAAAAAUAUAUCCAUACCAUAUAAUGUGGUGUAUUGAAACAAAUCGGUUUAUUUCUUUUAUAUGUGACCCUUAAACAUCGGCCACACAUUCUGUCUUAUUAAUAAACGCAGUGUUAAGUUAUUCCCAGUUUAAAAUUACUUCUCCCUGUCAUGUAAUUCUGUAGUGACAAAGGUAAGAUAGACAAAACUUUUUAAAAUUGGAAUAACUUCACUUCGCGUUUAUUGUCUACUAGCUGACCCGACAGACGUUCUGUAUAUUAUAAUAAAUAAAAUAAUGUUUUUAUAUGAAUUUGUCAAUAAUAUACCUAUCAUAACAUCAAAAAUUAUAUGCACCCUGCUGUCGUAAUAAAAUUGUUUCACAGCAGAACUGUCAAACCGUGCGCCAAUAAAUUCUCUCAUAGAAAUUAUGUAUGGACACAUCAUAGGAAAAACAAAUUUGUUGUUUUUAUUUAAUUUAGCAGCAUUUUCCUAAUUAUUCACCUUUUAAACCUUCUCUGGACUUCCACAAAUAAUUCAAGACCAAAAUUAGCCAAAUUGGUCCAGCCGUUCUCGAGUUUUAGCGAGACUAACGAAUAGCAAUUCAUUUUUAUAUAUAUAUAUAUAUAGAUUAGUAAACGUAGUCUAAAGUUACUCUAAGUUUAAAAUUACUUCUCCCUGUCAUCUAAUUCUGUAUUGAUAAAGGUAAGAUAAAGACAAAAACGUUUAAGCGUGAAAUAACUUUACUUCUCGUUUAUUAAUAACACAGAUGGAAUAAUGCUCUCAUUUCUGGUUGAUGCACCUAAGUAGGUAUCAUGAUAAACCAUUCGCGAAUGCAGAGCUACCCUAAUUCACUUGGCGUUGCGAAGUGACGUCACAUCAUUGUGUCUUCGACCAUAUUAAUCACGGAGAGAGUUCCGAAAUUCUGUAUGAUCCCUGCCACCGCAUCCGUUAUGUUUCAAAAAGUUACUUAUUUCUUUAGCUGCGCCUACGAAGUAGCCUGCAGAAAUAUAGCGACAAUAGGUACGACCAUUGGCUUUCCCCGGCGAUAUCCUUCGGGAGAUCACUGACAGCCUCCAAAUUUGUAUCUUACACACACACAAACACAUUUGUAUCUUAUGCAAAUUAAAAUACACAAAUGGAAUGAAAUUGUCCUAGCCCCGCGACUUUUCUUAUUUAAAACAAGGUCAAACGAAAUCUAUUCCUACACUUCGAAAUGGAAAAUCCACCGUAACGCGUUGAGGAUUAAUUCCUCAUUAAGUGUGAUAAUGUCUUACCCUGUGUACUUUUACAUAUAUUGUAGUUAUGAACAGUUCUUCUGGCAAGGUGCCGACGCACACUCCACAAACUCUUAAAUAUCAAAGUCACCAUCAGGAUCUAUGGCGACCAUUCUUCAAAAAAGCGCAUACCAUAAAGGACCCCAAAGCUCCUGACAAUCCUCUAUAGUCUGUGUGUGGAAGCUUAUUAUCACUUUCUAUUGCGUCACUCAUAUGCUGCUCAUCAUGGUAUUAUUUUUAGAUACAUAUUUGACGUGGUAUUUUAACCGACUUCGAAAAGGCGGAGGUUGUCAAUUCGAUUGGUAUUUUUUUUAUGUAUGUACACCGAUUACUCAGAGAUUUAUGAUCCGAUUUUUGUGAUUCUUCUGUAGUUUGAUGCAAAAUGUUUGCCAUUUGGUCCCAUAAAAACACAUUUGGUCACAUACAAAUGACAAUAUUUUAUUAAUAUUAAACGUAUUUUUUUAUACUGUUGUCAUUUUUAUCUUUAUUACCUAUUUAUCAUUCAGUUUAGUAUCUUUUCACCUACCAUGUUUAAAUACACCACCCUUUGUAAACAAUAUGUAAAGACAACUCAAUUGCAAGCUAGGUACUAUAUUUUAUUAUAUGACAUAAGAUCAUUUAUGUAAUAUUAUUUUUUUAGCUUAGAAUAAGGAUUGGUCUCCGCUGCGCUCCACCUAGAUACCGCACUACUUAAGAACAAUAGCUUUUUUAUUACGGCAACUUUAUACUGUAAUGUGUAUUGGCUAUUGCGGCUAUUGGUAAAGAUGUGUGGCAUCUUUCAAAAUAUACGCUUCGUGUUAUUUUACUAUGAAAUUAAUAAAAUACGAAAUACUUACUGAUGAUAUAUUGUGAUCCCAUUGUCUUUAUUUCUUGUGGUAUUAUUUUUACUACGCCAACCGGCAGUUGAGUUUCAAUUAUUAGCAAAGUUUAUCAGAACAUGUGGCACGUCAACGUCGCACAUUGUUCGAGAUUGGCUCGAGUACGCCCGCUUGGGCGUAGUAGUUAUUAGUUGCCGCAUUUUGCGACCACGCCUGCGGUAUCCAGUUGGAGCACAGCAGAGACUAAUCGUUAAUCUAAGUUUUUUAGUUAUAAAAAUAGAUAUAAGCAUGUGAUGUACCUAAACAUAUUACUUCCAGAAUCUUGGAUUUCUCUUACGUACACAUUGCCAUAAAUAAUUUAUAAUUUAUUUUUUUUAACUGAAGACUUCCAAUUUUAUGAAUAUUAUGUUAAUGUUACGUUAAGAAGCUAUUAUAACUUGGACUGGAUGUAACAAGUUUUUAUAUAUCUAUAUAGCAUUGUUUUGUGCUUACAAUUCUAUAGUGUGUUUUGUGCAACUAUUGUAAUCAACUAUAAGUAUAUAAAUAUUUAUUCUUAUAAUAAUUCUUGAGUAUUUACAAUACAACUGUGACGUUUGCUUUAAUUAAUAAAAUUUUAAAUUGGUGUUGUCAAUGUUGUGUCUUGCAAGAAAUAUUAAGAUGACUAUCUUUACUUCAGCUUCCUUCAAUAAUUUUAUAUAAAAUAGUUAUUAUUUCGGGAAUAGGUAGCACAAGCUAUCUCUAUUUUGUUUGUAGACCAACGGAACAGAGUAAUUCAACAUAUUGAUGCUAUUCUACCCAAAUCAGCUGAGCACUCACACCUAAUUGGCUAACUGCCAGAGCCCUAACUAGAAUAAUUGUCUAAGAUUCAAAUUAAUAUUGUCAUAAAAUUUCAAGCUCAUUGAAAUUAGGGUGUUGUUAUAAAAUAAUAAAGGGUUGUUCACAUAAAAAUAAUUUGCUCAACAAAAACUUUUAUGUCUAAGAGGUAUUUUUAUUAAAGUAAUACCUUUUUAUGAGCACAAUGUAAACUUAUUUGCCUAUUAAAAUUUUAUAAUAUUUAACUAAAUGUAUUUUGCCUACUAAGAAAUACUAAACCGUCCACUUUUAAACUUCGCUGUUAAUCUCAUUUCUCAAGUAUUAGUUUAUAUUUGUGCAAUCUUUAAUGCUCUUUUUAUUUUUAAAUAUUUUUUUUUUUUACUUUUAUAAUGUAAGAACAUUAUGUUAUGCGAUUAUACAUUAUUAAGAACUAUGAUAUUUUUAUAUAAUAAUUUAAUCAUCAUGUCUAACAAUUUUCAAGAAGAAAAUGUUAAACUGGAAUAUCUUCUUCCAUUAUUCUGUCAUAUUGAAUAUGCUUUUAAUGACUUAAAAUAAAACAUGUGAAAAA
This is a messenger RNA of Leptidea sinapis, 6234 nucleotides long. It is a transcript of the gene Ctl1, whose product is annotated as choline transporter-like 1. The record is from RefSeq and is a predicted model, not a curated record. Lineage: Eukaryota; Metazoa; Arthropoda; Insecta; Lepidoptera; Pieridae. Bases 207 to 2204 code for a protein of 665 amino acids. Gene Ontology annotation, biological process: transmembrane transport. Gene Ontology annotation, molecular function: transmembrane transporter activity. The transcript is spliced from 12 exons. Gene Ontology annotation, cellular component: membrane.